GCCAGGAAUGUCCAUUAACGAUUUGAUUUACUUAUGAAUAAUUAUCUUCUCCAACUUUGACCUUUUGGUGACGAUGCUGAGCGUAGCUUUAGAGUUCGACAAGAAAGAAUUUGACAGUGAGGAGACUUGUUGGUAAACACAGCGGCUGUCACUAAUCAGUCCCACAGACAACAAAAACCAUGUCGGCGCAUCACCCCUUCGACCCGCUUUCAGCUGCUGAAAUCGAAACCGCAAUCAGCAUCGUGAAGAAGGCGCACGGCGAUGUCUUUUUCAACGUUGUAUCACUGCGCGAGCCGCGCAAAGCCGAGAUGACGGCAUGGCUUGCAAACCCUACAAAAGUUGCCAAACCGGUUCGUGUGGCAGAUGUGGUCGUUAUUGCGCCAGGCGGCAAGGUCUUCGACGGAUUGGUCGACCUAUCCACCGGUUCCAUCGUCAGCUGGGAGCUCCUUGAUGGGUUACAACCAAUUAUCACGAUGGAGGAGCUCACAGCCGUCGAGCACAUAUGCCGCACCGACCCAAAGGUUAUUGAGCAGUGCAUGCUUAGUGGCAUUCCAAAAGACGAUAUGCACAAGGUCUACUGCGAUCCCUGGACUAUUGGUUACGAUGAGCGCUACGGCAACAAGGUCCGGCUGCAGCAGGCGCUCAUGUACUAUCGCCCGGAUAUCGAUGAUUGUCAGUACCAGUAUCCAUUGGACUUUUGUCCCAUUUACGACGCGGCAAAAGAGGAGAUUGUUGCCAUUGAUAUACCCAAAGUGCGACGCCCAUUAAGCACCGUCGCGCCGGUCAACUACCACCCUGCUGCGGUCAGUAAGACGGGCGGAUAUCGAAACAAUCUCAAGCCAAUCAACAUCACCCAGCCAGAGGGCGUAUCCUUCAAGCUUGAUGGCCGCCAUAUCGAGUGGCAAAACUGGAAGUUCCAUAUUGGCUUCAACUACCGUGAAGGCAUCGUCUUGAACGACAUUACCUUUAACGACAAGGGAAACGUCAGACCUGUAUUCUACAGACUUUCUCUUUCCGAGAUGGUUGUUCCCUAUGGCUGCCCGGAGCGCCCUCACCAGAGGAAGCAUGCAUUCGACCUAGGAGAAUACGGUGCUGGUUACAUGACAAAUAGCCUCGCCCUGGGAUGUGAUUGCAAGGGUUCUAUCCACUAUCUGGAUGCUGACUUUCCGACCCGGAACGGCGAGAUCCGCAAGAUCAAAAACGCCAUUUGCAUCCACGAGGAGGACGCGGGCAUCCUCUUCAAGCACACUGAUUUCCGCGAUGAUUCAACCAUUGUGACCCGGGCCAGGAAAUUAAUCAUCCAGCAGGUGUUUACUGCCGCGAAUUACGAGUAUGCUGUACAGUGGAUCUUUCAUCAAGAUGGCUCGAUCCAGCCCGAGAUCAAGCUCACCGGCAUCCUCAACACAUAUUCUAUGAACCCCGGCGAGGACACACAGGGUUGGGGCACCCAGGUUUAUCCCGGGGUAAAUGCCCACAACCACCAACACCUAUUCUGCCUUCGCAUCGAUGCCAAUGUCGACGGACCCAACAACACCGUCUUCAUGUCGGACGCAGUCCCCGCGGAAGCCCCCGUGGGUAGUGCUGAGAACUUCUACGGCAACGGCUUCUACGCCAAGCGCACAAAGCUUCGGACGACGGGCGAGUCGAGGACGGAUUACAAUGGCGCCACGAGCCGGACCUGGGAGAUUUGCAACACCAACCGUCCCCACCCGUACAGCGGCAAGCCUGCCUCUUAUAAGCUCAUCAGCCGAGAGGUGCCUGGCCUGUUGCCCAAGGAGGGAUCUCUGGUUUGGAAAAGAGCAGGGUUCGCAAGACAUGCUGUAUGCGUGACAAAAUACGCCGACGACCAACUCUGGGCAGCCGGUCGCCACGUGCCUCAGACAUCGGGUGAGCCGUCACUUGGGCUCACCGAGUGGGCGGGUGACGGCAGCCAGUCGGUCGAAAACACGGAUGUGGUGCUGUGGCACACGUUCGGCGUCGUGCAUUUCCCAGCCCCCGAGGAUUUUCCAGUCAUGCCCGUCGAGCCCAUCACGCUGCUGCUCAAGCCUAGAAACUUCUUUCUCAACAAUCCCGUCAUGGAUGUUCCCCCCAGCUUUGCGAGCACACCCAGCCAAGUCAAGGCCAACGGGGAGGGUGUGCUCAACGCUGCCGAUGGUGUAAGCAAGCUUGCAGUUGACUGCUGCCGUCGUACAAGUCAUUUGUAGGUGGGUGGGUAACAAUCAAUCAGCGAUCCAAAGUUGUAAUGAUAUUCGACUCUAUCGAUAGUUGUAACUAGUACCACAGUUCCCAGGUCCACAGCCUAAGCAUCAAUUGAAC
Pyricularia oryzae 70-15 is the source of this 2316-nucleotide messenger RNA. Its product is annotated as peroxisomal copper amine oxidase. The record is from RefSeq and is a predicted model, not a curated record. Lineage: Eukaryota; Fungi; Ascomycota; Sordariomycetes; Magnaporthales; Pyriculariaceae. Bases 180 to 2204 code for a protein of 674 amino acids. Gene Ontology annotation, molecular function: quinone binding; primary methylamine oxidase activity; copper ion binding. The transcript has 7 exons. Gene Ontology annotation, biological process: amine metabolic process.